CUCACUUGGUCCUGUUUGUCUUCACUGUAAGGACUAACUAACCUCUGCCUUCUAACAAUAUAGUCGUUUUGAGGUACUGCCAAGUCGGACUGGGUUGUCAUCACUUGUUCUCAUCAUUUAUACUGUCGUGACACUCCCUCCGCAUUGUCCCAGGCGCCCGCCAGCACCCGCUUAUCUACUUCUAUCGCUUGCGGUACUGCAACCUGAACCCAAGAGAUAAAAAUGGGCUCUCUUCGACUUCGAAUAGACGGUUCAACUUUCAAAGAUGCCAACAAUCGCGAAAUAUCCCUGAGAGGAAUCAACGUCGCCGGAGAGUCCAAAUACCCGAAGAACCCGGAUACUCCUUCCUACGUCUCCGAUAGCUUCUUCGAUGCAGACAAUGUCUCUUUUGUUGGCCGACCCUUUUCUCUUGAGGAUGCACACACCCAUUUCGCUCGACUACGCAAGUGGGGCUAUAACACGAUAAGAUAUAUCUUCACAUGGGAGGCGAUCGAGCAUGAAGGUCCGGGAAAGUAUGACGAUGAAUGGAUUACAUUUACCAUCGAGGUUCUCCGCAUUGCAAAGCAGUACAAAUUUUUCGUCUUCCUGGAUCCACAUCAGGAUGUGUGGUCGAGAUUAUCAGGGGGCUCUGGUGCUCCCGCGUGGACUCUCUAUGCGGCGGGCUUAAACCCCCGAGCAUUCAAGAAGACCGAAGCAGCCCUGGUGCAAAACACGUACGACAACCCGGCAGAAUUCCCUAAAAUGAUUUGGAGUACGAAUUACACAAGGCUGGUCUGUCAGACCAUGUUCACAUUAUUCUGGGGAGGUCGAGACUUCGCCCCUAAGGCGAUCAUCGAUGGCAUGAAUAUUCAGGACUAUCUUCAGGGACAUUUUAUUGCAGCAUGCAAGUACUUUGCUCAGAAGGUUCAUGAGGCUGGGGAUAUCGAAAAUGACGUAGUUAUCGGAUGGGAGAGCAUGAAUGAACCCCACAGAGGCCUGAUUGGGUUCCAGGAUAUCUCCGUGAUCCCACCUGAUCAACAACUUCAAUUGGGCACCUCGCCUACUGCCUUCCAGGCCAUGCUUACGGGCUCGGGGCGCGCAUGUGAGGAGACAACCUGGGCUUUUGGUGGCUUUGGGCCUCAUCAGACCGGCAGAGAAUUGAUUGACCCGGAGGGUGAAUCAGCUUGGUUGCCAGCAGACUACGACGAUGAUAAAUAUGGUUGGAAGAGAGACCCGUCUUGGAAAUUGGGUGAAUGUCUCUGGGCUCAGCAUGGCGUUUGGGAUCCAUCAUCCGAUCAAGUACUACGGAAGGACUAUUUUGCCAAGCAUCCGCGAACAGGCGAACCUUUGAACUACGAUGUCUUCACCAAUACCUACUUCAUGGAGCACUACCGGGCUUAUAGAGAUGCGCUCAGGAGUGUGUGGCCAGAAGCGAUCUUGUUCUGUCAACCUCCUGUCAUGGAGGUUCCGCCCGACUUGAAAGGGACGGUGGACGAUGACCCUAACAUGGUGCACGCAGUACACUACUAUGAUGGUCUCACAUUGUUGACGAAGCACUGGAAUCGACUAUACAAUGUGGAUGUGAUUGGUGUCCUUCGUGGCAAAUAUCUCACGCCCGCUUUUGCCAUCAAGAUCGGAGAGACCGCGAUUCGCAAUUGCUUGCGCGAUCAACUUAAGUUCUUGCGGGAUGAGAGCUUGAAGUAUAUGGGCAGCCAUCCCAUGGUCUUCACGGAAAUUGGCAUUCCCUUUGACAUGGAUGAUAAACAUGCCUAUAAGACGGGCGAUUAUAGUAGUCAGGUCAGCGCUAUGGAUGCCAACCAUUUUGCACUGGAGGGGAGCACGUCAAACGGCUUUACAUUGUGGCUAUAUACCACCACGAACAAUCACGAAUGGGGCGAUAACUGGAACGGGGAAGACCUGUCGAUUUACUCGGUCGAUGAUUUCGAGCUCCCAAGUGGCAAAUACUCUGACUUGGAGACGGACUCACGGGUCGAGACUGACCCUCAUUCACCGGCGUACUCCGAAAGCCAAGGUAGUAUUCAACACCAGUCAAUAGGACCUGACAAUCUGAAAAGUGCCUUGUCGGCUCCCUCCAUCACAUCGGAGUAUAGUCAGAACGAGGACAAACUCGGGUUCCGUGCGGCAGAGGCCUUCAUCCGGCCGAGCCCGAUCUACACUAAUGGCCUCGUCUCAGAGUAUAUGUUUGACCUUCGAAACUGCACUUUCACGCUGUCGCUGAUUGGGAACGAAAAGACCCUGAAUGAGGAGACUGCGACCGAGAUUUACCUUCCCGAGUUUCACUUUCCAGGAGGACACACUGUUGUCUCUGUCAGUAGCGGAGAAUGGUCCAUUGACUCCAGCGAGAUCAACUCCAUCAAGGUUCAACGGUUGCGUUGGUGGCAUUCGGCAGGGAACCACGACAUUAAGAUCCAGGGAGUCAAGCGCAAGCCAGGCGAAACUGCCAGAUCCUCGUCAAGCGACGAACUGUCAUACCUCGAGCAAUGUCAGAGCAGCGGAUGUACCGUCAUGUGAUAGGAUCUAGGAGUCAGGCACAAGCUGUGCUAGUUUAUUAUGUCAAGGAGUAUCAACUACCUUAUUAUAUCUUGAGUGGUAAUGUCUUCGAUGAAUAGG
This is a messenger RNA of Aspergillus saccharolyticus JOP 1030-1, 2610 nucleotides long. Its product is annotated as sterylglucosidase 1. Gene Ontology annotation, biological process: carbohydrate metabolic process; ergosteryl 3-beta-D-glucoside catabolic process. NCBI's taxonomy places the organism in Eukaryota, Fungi, Ascomycota, Eurotiomycetes, Eurotiales, Aspergillaceae. Bases 223 to 2511 code for a protein of 762 amino acids. The transcript is spliced from 4 exons. The record is from RefSeq and is a predicted model, not a curated record. Gene Ontology annotation, molecular function: steryl-beta-glucosidase activity.